AUGGUGCUUGUGGAUGCCGUGCAAGAACGGAUGUUCACCGAGACGUGGCCCGAUCCCAGCAUCGCUGCCGUCACGGCGGGGUUCGACUAUAGGGAGGUUGUGGGUCUGAACCGCGAUCACCGACUGACCGAGUCCGAGUGGGCGGAGCUGAUAGCCGAGGAGCGUAGCCCCCACCACGAGCGCCAGGCCGCCCGGGAGCUACCCCAGUUACAGAUCAGCCGCGACGUCCUAGCCAAGAAGCAACAACUCCGCCCGGGGUCGGGAUCUGUUGCACGGCAAGCCGCUUACGAGGAGGCGUUUCAGCGUGAACUUCUGAAUCUGUCGACUAAUGCACGCUUCUCCACGAUGUCCCAGAGUGGUCAGACCAUUCAGCUCACCGAGCCUGAAAGAGUCGCCGAUGAAGUUCGUUGGGUCCUACAGCGGAUUCCAUCCGUCGAUACCACCAUCUGA
Penicillium digitatum Pd1 is the source of this 450-nucleotide messenger RNA. Its product is annotated as putative Alpha/beta hydrolase. NCBI's taxonomy places the organism in Eukaryota, Fungi, Ascomycota, Eurotiomycetes, Eurotiales, Aspergillaceae. The record is from RefSeq and is a predicted model, not a curated record.